AUGAGCGAGAUCUCAAAACCUCACAUCGACGGAAUCGAGAACGUGGACCAACUGGAGGAAUUCACAGAAAGCUUCCGCCGCGAUGAAGCCCGACUCGUCCGAAAGCUGGACUUGUUCAUUGCUCCUGUGCUGAUGCUGCUGAUGCUGAUCAGCUACCUAGACCGUGGGAAUAUCGGCUACGCAGCGACGCAGGGAAUGAAUGAGGACAUUGGACUAAAGGGGUCCGAAUUUAACUGUACGCCCCAGGUUGCCGUAUCAGUGUUUUAUAUAUUCUACGUGCUGGCCGAGUUUCCCGUCUCGUUGUUUGCCAGACGUCUGCAGUUCAAUCGGAUCAUUCCUGCUGCGACGGUCAGCUGGGGUCUGGUGUGUCUAUGCAACGGUCUUGUACAUGACUUUGGCGGCUUGGUUGCUUGCAGACUUGUCCUGGGUCUGACUGAAGGGUUUCUCUUCCCGAGUAUGACGCUGAUGCUGGCAACGUGGUUCAGGCGUGAGGAAUUGGCGACGAGGAUUUCGUACUUGUUCAUUGCAUCUGCCCUUGCUGGUGCGUUUGGAGGGCUUAUUGCAUUCGGGAUCCUGUAUAUGGACGGAGUGGCGGAUUAUCCUGGAUGGCGAUGGCUGUAUAUAAUCGAAGGCGCUUUCACAAUUGUUGUAGGGCUGUGCUGCAUAUUCCUUAUCCCGAAAAGCUUCGAGCAGGCAUACUUCCUCAAUGAAGAGGACAAGAGGAUUAUGAGACGGCGAGCAGAGGAUAUGGAAGCGUACAGUGGCGGCAAAGGGCACUAUGCAAUGAGCGAUGUGAAAGCAGCAGUGCAGGAUAUCAAGACGUGGAUCCAUGGAACGAUGCAAAUAUGCGCUGUGACCAUCCUCUAUGGAUUUGGCACGUUCCUCCCCGUUAUUCUGAAGAACGGAUUUGACUUUAGCACGGAGCAAGCGCAGUACCUCGUAAUCCCGGUAAACCUCUGGGGCGCAGCAAUCUACUUUCUCGGCGCCAUCCUCUCAGACCGUUUCAACGCCCGCUCCCUGGUCAUAGCCAUAACAGCACCCUUUGGGAUAGCCGGAUAUGCAAUCCUGCUAGCAUGGGAUGUCUCAGCAGGCGUACAAUACUUUGCUACAUUCCUAAUUGCCACCUCGUGCUUCCUAUGCGCGGGCACCAAUAUCGCCUGGAUGUCCGGGAAUUGUGCGCCGGACGGCAAGAAGGCGGCUAGUUUGGGGAUCCAGCUUACAUUGACGAAUAUUGGGGGCGUGGUGGCGGGGCAGAUUUAUCAGAGUGAGGCGGCGCCAAAGUAUGUCUUGGGGAAUGCGUGGAGUUUGGCGAGUGUGGCCGUUGUUUGGAUUGGGUGUGUGGUGCUGAGGUAUAUCUAUUUGUUGAGGGAGAGGGGGAAGCAGGAAAUGCGUGAAUCUGGAGGGGUUGAUGUUCCAGAGAGUUGGAGGGCUACUGAUAGGGAUGUGGACUUUAAGUACAUGCUUUAG
Aspergillus versicolor CBS 583.65 is the source of this 1467-nucleotide messenger RNA. RefSeq lists its product as uncharacterized. The record is from RefSeq and is a predicted model, not a curated record. Lineage: Eukaryota; Fungi; Ascomycota; Eurotiomycetes; Eurotiales; Aspergillaceae. Gene Ontology annotation, cellular component: membrane. The transcript has 6 exons. The coding region runs from base 1 to 1467 and encodes 488 amino acids. Gene Ontology annotation, molecular function: transmembrane transporter activity. Gene Ontology annotation, biological process: transmembrane transport.